Molecule: messenger RNA, 612 nt
Organism: Penicillium griseofulvum
Lineage: Eukaryota; Fungi; Ascomycota; Eurotiomycetes; Eurotiales; Aspergillaceae
Exons: 3
Coding region: 1-612 (203 amino acids)
Source: RefSeq, a predicted model, not a curated record
AUGCUGAAUAUAAUCAAUACCAUCACCGACCGACCGGAUUGGCACCGUGCCAUCUUUGACCAGCAAAUUAUCACUCAAUGGCGAGAAGACGCCAUUGCAUCGUCGUCGCUGAUCAAUGACAAAACAUGGGACUGGUGCUUGCAAGAGUUGCAAGACAAGGCACGACAGUUCGACCGAGACGGCCGCUUGGUCGUCUUCAAUACGAGGAGUGGCCUGUCGGAUUUUGUCGGGCUGUUAUCUCAGCAAGCCAUUCGGGAGAAGUCAGAGUCAGCUGUGGUGAAUAUCGUCGAUCCGUCUUUAUUUCCUCUUGUCUAUGGGAGAACGAAAAUCCCGCACCAAACGGGCCCAUUACAGCUUCAGGACAAGAGCAAGCCCGGUCACUGCCGUUUUCUCACUUUGUCUCUUGUCGAUCCGACCUACCGGCUUUGCUCUACAUGGAACGUUCCACCCCAGCAGCCUGAUUGGAUCAAAGGCGACGGCGCUGAGUCUGCGACGCAAAUGGAUAUGGGAGAGGCACUCGAGCUGAGAGAGGAAUUGGUCAAGGAACACGUCAAGAAGGAUGAGGGUGUCUUUGAGCUUGGUAGUACUCUUUCGUUUUCUGGGUUUUCAUGA